AUGUAAUUCCGAAUUAUAUACUAAAUUUUCUGAAAUUCAAUAAUUAAAAGAUAUGUUAUUGUUUCUACAUCUCUUUUGCUUACAUUAAUAUCGUCCAAAUCAAAGCUUUGAAGCAAUCAGACUUAACAUGCGCAGAACGUACGAAAACUCGUAUGACAGAUAUGAUCUCUCGUUGAACAAAUAAUAGAAAAAUAGAUUAAUAUGACGUAUAUUGAUAAGUAUUGUUGAUUUACAUAUGAAAAUGGUUGAAAUAGGAGUAAAUUUAAAAGCAGUUCGUGAUAAAAUUCUUGCUGCUUGUGCUAAGAGACCUAGAGAGUAUAACUACUUUGAGCCACGUUUAGUAGCUGUGAGUAAAUUAAAACCACCUGAAUUAAUCAUACAAGCUUAUGAAGGUGGUCUAAAACAUUUUGGAGAAAACUAUGUGAAUGAAUUAGUAGAAAAGGCAAAUAAUCCAAACAUUUUAGAAAAAUGUAAAGAGAUACGUUGGCACUUUAUUGGUCAUUUGCAGCGCAAUAAAGUAAACAGGGUUUUAAGUAUUCCAAAUUUAUAUAUUAUAGAAACUGUAGAUAAUGAAAAACUUGCAGCUACAUUACAUAACUCUUGGCCUAAAUUUAGAAAAGUCGAAGAAGAAAAAUUAAAAGUAAUGAUACAAAUUAAUACCAGCAAAGAAGAAGAAAAAAGUGGCUGUGCAGUUGAAAAUGUUUGUUCCUUUGUAAAGUAUGUUAUUGAUCAUUGUCAGAAUCUAGAAUUUGUGGGACUUAUGACAAUAGGAAUGUUUGGAUAUGACCUUACAAAAGGCCCAAAUCCUGAUUUUUUGUGUUUAAAAGAAUGUAGAAACGAAGUUUCUAAGGAAUUAAAUAUUGAUCCAACAAAAAUAGAGCUAUCAAUGGGAAUGUCAAAUGAUUUUGAGCAUGCGAUUGAGCAAGGCAGUACAAAUGUUAGAGUGGGUAGUGCUAUUUUUGGAGAAAGACCAAAAAAGGAGACUUAGAAACAAUAUAUGUAUAUUAUCCUUUGUACAAUAUUAUUACAAAUAUGUUUUGUAUAUAUAAAAAGAGGAAACUUAACGAAGAAUAUCUUUCGCGUAGUUCCUGGUGGUACUCGGCACUUUACUUACCAUGUCUACAGUUGGUUUGUAAGAGGAUGGUGCGAGAUGGUCACAACGAACCAACUGUCGGAAUCAUAGAGGUGAACUUGGCUAAGUAACUUUGGUGGAUCUCCCCCACUACAUUUCUGGUGCUUGAGCAGGGGUGCCUUGCCCGGGUAUAACGCCAACGCCUAUCUGACCAUAUUUAGUGCGAGCCAUCUCAAAAUAGCAACCCUUUCGAUGUUUCGACUAAAACAGUUAGCUGAGGAUUGUGCGAACAACGAGAACUUCUUACAGACCCCUUUAUGUAGCUGAAAUUUGCUUUACAGAAUGAAAAUUUAAGUCAAGGAUAGGUACCACGGAAGAAGAAAGAUGAUUACAGUGGUCUUGGGUGUUGCGCCUCCACUGGUGUCAUAUGCACCCCGCCUAACAAGGAAGUUAGUUUCUUCAUCGGUUUUCUUCCGUUACCACAUUUAUAGUUCUUCGAAGUUUAAACAUAAUGUGAAUUAUAUUAUCGUAGUAUAUUCAGAUAAUCCUUGAGUCGGGUGAGUUGUGACCCAGACCCACGAAAUUUAAGUUGCAUAAUUAUGCAACAGCAUUGUGACUCAUGUUAUAUAGUGUAAAAUUUAGAAAAUGAAUAUAACAUGGAAUGUAAAAUUAAAUUUGGAUAGUGAUAGUUUCGGUUGUCUGAAGAUUAAUAAUUUAGAAUCGCUUCUUUGUCUUUACAUUUGGAAAAUCAUUAAAUGUAUUUUGAAAAAAUUAAAAAUCAUACAAUACUCGUGAUUUUUAUAUGAAUCUGUAAUACGAUGUUUAUAAAUUUUAACUUGAAUAAAAUACGUAAUGUGUUAGGUGUGAUAA
Molecule: messenger RNA, 1942 nt
Organism: Osmia bicornis bicornis
Lineage: Eukaryota; Metazoa; Arthropoda; Insecta; Hymenoptera; Megachilidae
Product: pyridoxal phosphate homeostasis protein
Exons: 5
Coding region: 236-988 (250 amino acids)
Cellular component (GO): intracellular anatomical structure
Molecular function (GO): pyridoxal phosphate binding
Source: RefSeq, a predicted model, not a curated record